GUUGAUUGGGUUAACCGGUACAAGUUAAUUUAAAUCUUAACACAAGAGUUAUCAUAAUAUUCAAUUUUUUCCUAAAAUUUACACUUCUAUUCCAACAUUGAUCAUGAUUCGCCAAAGUCUUACACUUAUCUUGGUGUUGUCUGUAAUUUCAUCAAUUCACAGCCAACUGAGUCCCGCAGACGUAUUGAAUCAAGUAUGUGAGACCUCGAUGAAAACAAUAAAAGCUGGAACUUAUGAGAAGAGAAUCAAAGACAGGCAAGAAUGCAGGGAGAAAACCGUACCUAAAGACGUACUCGCUGCAGCGGCUAAAUGUGAAGAAGCCAUGCCAAUGUUGACUGCUGAUCAGGUAAACAAAGUGUGCAACGCCAAGGAUGCUAAUCUAGCUAAAUUUACUGAGGUUCUUGGAUGUUUUGAUAAAGUGCUUGGUGAACAAUAUACUGCUAAAUUUUCGAAUUGCUGCAAUUUAAUGGAUCCAGAUAAUGAUUCAAAGCGUUCCAAUUGAUUCAGCGAAAGUUAAACGAAUUGGUUCGUCUAUGAUCUAAUUUCAAUCUCUCAACAUUAAAACUUGAAAAAUAUUGAACACAUUUUUAUGAUUUGAAAAAUAAAUAUUUUAUAGCAAAAAAA
Messenger RNA from Tetranychus urticae (two-spotted spider mite), 624 nucleotides. RefSeq lists its product as uncharacterized. NCBI's taxonomy places the organism in Eukaryota, Metazoa, Arthropoda, Arachnida, Trombidiformes, Tetranychidae. The record is from RefSeq and is a predicted model, not a curated record.